Molecule: messenger RNA, 618 nt
Organism: Ostertagia ostertagi
Lineage: Eukaryota; Metazoa; Nematoda; Chromadorea; Rhabditida; Trichostrongylidae
Source: the annotation of a GenBank genome assembly
AUGUUGUUCAUGUGCUUGCUUUGGAAAAAUCAACGGCGAUACAAUCGAAUUGUCAUAGAGCCAACGAGGAACAAUGAUUCUACAGUACAGUAUACAUUGAGCAUUCGCUUCCAACUCAACGAGAACAUCCGGUCAAUGAAGUUGUUGCAAAAUUUGGUAUUCACCGGCACAGUAUCAAACUUUGUCUGCUUUGUAUUCUUAGCAGCUUCUCAUAUUGACUUUCUGCAUUUCUAUUCCGACGUUGUCGCCCAUUACUUUGACGCCGCCCUUAACCUGUAUAUCGCCAUGAUGAUACUAUUAAUCGACAAUCUCACGAACAUCGAUUCGCUAAACUACACGGUCCUAUCCUAUAUAGCCAUAAUGGAAGCGGUCAUUCUGUUCAUAGAGCUUCUCGUCUACGUCUUCAUAAUUCACAUUGCCUUCCAUCUGCCAUUUCACUGGAAUCUUAGGGUGAUAAUUACAGUAGUACUCUCACAAUACUACCUGCCCCUGACGACACGUUUGGUGACGCUGGCCAUUCAGAUGCAUGUCAUUCCGUGCGAAGAUGACGAACGUAUGGAGAAAAGUGAUCAAGAAAAGCAAAUAAAAGGAGCGGCUUCAACCCCACGACAGAACCUG